Messenger RNA from Alternaria ventricosa, 399 nucleotides. RefSeq lists its product as uncharacterized. The transcript has 2 exons. Lineage: Eukaryota; Fungi; Ascomycota; Dothideomycetes; Pleosporales; Pleosporaceae. The coding region runs from base 1 to 399 and encodes 132 amino acids. The record is from RefSeq and is a predicted model, not a curated record.
AUGCACAACUACUCCAAGACGUCUUGUCAAGACAUCAUGAAGGGUUCCCGCUUCUACACGAUCAUCGCCAACCCGCGCAACCUGAUCCACCGCACGGCCACCAACAAGACUGCCAAUGUCAAUAAAGGCAAUCAGAUCAAGGCAGGUAAGAAGGUGAUGAAGAAAGAAAGCAGCGCGAAAGCUUCUUCCAGCGCGGCAGCAUCUUCAAGCGGCGAAGAUAAGGGCCACGGUACAAAACAACAGGACAGCGAGGAGGGCUCCAACAGCGAAGAGUCCACAAAGGUCAAGAAGGCCUCAAGGGGCAAGAAGCGUGCUCGCGAAGAGACCUUCCUUGCAGAGGAUCCAGCGGGCCAACCACCUCGCAAGAAAGCGCCUGCGAAGAAGCGUAGCGGCGCAUGA